Messenger RNA from Bufo gargarizans (Asiatic toad), 1458 nucleotides. Its product is annotated as carcinoembryonic antigen-related cell adhesion molecule 2-like. The transcript has 8 exons. The record is from RefSeq and is a predicted model, not a curated record. The coding region runs from base 91 to 1257 and encodes 388 amino acids. NCBI's taxonomy places the organism in Eukaryota, Metazoa, Chordata, Amphibia, Anura, Bufonidae.
GGACGCUCGGAGGAGAAGACGCGGCUUGUCCGUCACAUGCAACUUCCUGAUUCUGCAGCAAUCUACAGGAGAGUCUGACGGGAAUCUGCAAUGGGGGGACUGAUCAUUUCAGUUCUCCUCGGCCUCGUGGUGGAUGUGACCCGUGGAUCGUGGAGUAUCCAGCCCAUCCCCCAGUACCCAGCUGUCCGUGGAUCCGUCACCCUCAGUCUGGCUGUUAUUAAUGAGAAAGUUACAAGUGUCGCCUGGUUUAAAGGGACGGACACAAACCCACCAAAUCAGAUCCUGACAUAUAUACCUGCUGGUCCCAUUACAAUCGCUGGCGCUCUCCACAGUCCCAGGUUCUCGGCUUUCAGUAAUGGAUCAUUACACAUCACAGAUCUUCUCCUCACAGACCAGGGGGAAUAUACAGUGAAAGUACAGGCAGAGAAAACAUCAAUGAACCUAUCUGUGACCCUGACCGUCCACGAGCCGGUCACCAAACCUAAAAUCACCGCGCCCACCCCCCAACCCAAGGAAAAUGAGCCGGUCACCCUGACCUGUGUCACCUCACAUGCUGUGACCAUCACAUGGACCAGGCGUGGUACCAGCAUCUCCUCUGGAGCCAAACUAUCAGGAGAUAACAAGACGCUCACCUUCUCCAGCAUUACACGAGGAGACUUGGGGGAAUACCAGUGUGGAGCUCAGAACCUCGUCAGUAAGGACUUCAGUGACCCCUAUGUGGUCUCCGUACUCUAUGGCCCCAGUGAGGCUCGGAUAGAAGGCGAAGUAUUUGUGAGGCCCGGUUAUUCAUUCACAUUAACGUGUUCUGCUGAUUCUAAUCCGCCUCCGGAAUUCCAAUGGAAAGUCAAUGACACAGACACAGGGGCAAAGACCAGCAAAUAUGGAGUUAGUAACGCGGAGACUGAGGACCAAGGGCUGUACACGUGUGUGGUGAGGAACCCCGCGACCCUCCGCACGGCUACCGCCGCCGUGUACGUCAAUGUGACUGCAGAAUUCAUUCCACCUGAAUAUCCCGUUUUUCUGGGACCCAUCCUUGGACUUGCCUUUGCUAUUAUUUUGGCAGUUGUACUGAUUAUUAUUGGAAGUGUCUUCAUAUAUAGGAAAUUUAUGAGAAAGAAGCUGAAUGAGUCACCAGACAAUGAACCGGAUCCCAUCCCGGUGUAUGAAAAUGUGAAGGCAGGACAAUCAAUGGAGGAACCAUCAUACAUGGGUUUGCAGUUCAGAUAUGAGGAGACAUACACAGAGCUGAAAGCAUAAGAUAAAAGGCGGACUCCAGCCUGGACACUGAGUGGAGUCCACUGUGACCUCCACCCCCCCACCCCAGGUCCUGCUUCUGGAACCGGAGAGGCCAAGCUGUAUCUGCUGUAUAUAGAGCUGGAAUGAAGGGACAUGCUGGCCGCCGGACAAUGCUGUUCACUGUAAAGGGGGGUUCUGGGAAAUAAAUACGGACGACCUCCA